Messenger RNA from Phragmites australis (common reed), 2249 nucleotides. RefSeq names its product protein indeterminate-domain 5, chloroplastic-like. Gene Ontology annotation, cellular component: nucleus. Gene Ontology annotation, molecular function: DNA-binding transcription factor activity. Lineage: Eukaryota; Viridiplantae; Streptophyta; Magnoliopsida; Poales; Poaceae. The transcript has 4 exons. The record is from RefSeq and is a predicted model, not a curated record. The coding region runs from base 411 to 1934 and encodes 507 amino acids.
GAUCCUCUCGUCUGGUGUGUUCCUCUUGUUGUUUUCAAGCGUUUGUUGGUUGGUUUGCGGAGGGUCAUCUCCUCCGAUUCCAAGCGUCUGCCUUUCCCCAAUUUCUCUCUGUGUUCCUCGUUUGAGCCAUUUCUCUCCGCCCUCUUCUCUGAGCUUGGAACGGUGCUGAUAGUUUCUCCUCUUUUGAUUUCUUCCGUGCGUGUGCGUAUCAGAUCUCACAGAAGACGCCGGAAGCGAGGCAGAUAGAUACACAGCUCCAUGUCGCCUCCGUGACCUGGACUGGUCGGUCACCUGAGUCCAACAAAGGAAGGUAGCUACAGCACAACCUGCUGAUCGAGUGAGCCAAAGAGGCAAGGAAGCUAGGGGGGGGGGGGGGUAAGCAAGCUGCUGGUCUGUGUUGUUUUCUUGCGAUGGCGGCCGCCUCAUCCGUGCCCUUCUUUGGGCUCGGCGACACGCAGAUGCAGCCACAAGGUUCGUCGCUGCAGCAAAACUCCGCACCCACUCCUGCCGCCGCCGCCGCCGCGCCGAAGAAGAAGAGGAACCAGCCAAGCAAUCCAAGCCCCGAUGCGGAGGUGAUCGCGCUGUCCCCGCGGACGCUGCUAGCGACGAACCGCUUCGUGUGCGAGGUGUGCAACAAGGGGUUCCCGCGGGAGCAGAACCUGCAGCUGCACCGGCGCGGGCACAACCUGCCGUGGAAGCUGAAGCAGAAGAAUCCCAAGGAGGCGCGGCGGCGGGUGUACCUGUGCCCGGAGCCGACGUGCGUGCACCACGACCCGUCCCGGGCGCUGGGCGACCUCACGGGGAUCAAGAAGCACUACAGCCGCAAGCACGGCGAGAAGAAGUGGAAGUGCGACAAGUGCAACAAACGCUACGCCGUGCAGUCCGACUGGAAGGCGCACUCCAAGACCUGCGGCACCCGCGAGUACCGAUGCGACUGUGGCACACUCUUCUCCAGGAGGGACAGCUUCAUCACCCACCGCGCUUUCUGCGACGCGCUGGCUCGUGAGAGCGCGCAGAUGCCACCCUUGGGCGCCGGCCUCUACGUCGGCUCCUGCAGCAUGGCCCUCGGGCUCUCCGGCGCGGCCCCGCAGAUGCCUGCCUUUGCAGACCAAGCAGAGUCCUCUUCAGCAGCAGCAGCAGCAACCGCGCAGUUCAAUCACAUCAUGCCAUCGUCCUCGGGCUCCUCCAUGUUUCGCUCUCAGGCGUCGGCCUCCUCGUCGUUCUUCCUCGGCGGCAGCGGCGCUCCUUCUCCCGCCCAGAACUUCUCCGAGGACGGUGACCACUCCCAGGGCGGCCAGGGCUCUCUGCUCCACGGCAAGCCGGCCUUCCACGGCCUGAUGCAAGUGCAACUCCCCGAGCAGCACCAGCAACCGGAAAGCAACGGUAACCUCCUGAACCUUGGGUUCUUCUCUGGCAACAGCAGCGGCGCGGCCCGCGGCCAGGACGAGCACCUUGUCUUCCUAGACCAGCUCAACGGCAGCGGCGGCAGCAGCAACGCUGGGCAGGGUAGCGUGAUCUCGUCCCUGGGGAACCACCUCAGCUGCAGCUUCCCUUCCCUGUACAACACAUCUGUGUCGGCCGGCCUGCCGCAGAACUCAGCGACGGCGCUCCUACUCAAGGCGGCUCAGAUGGGCUCGACAUCGAGCAGCCAAAACGGUCCGAGCGUGCUGCUCCGUGCCGCCGGCUUCGGUGCCGGUGGUCAUCAGGGGGAUAGCAGGGCUGCAGGAGAAAGGACGGCGCACGAAACGCACUUCCAUGACCUCAUCAUGAAUUCUCUGGCGGGCGGCGGCGGCGGCUUCUCCGGUGCCGCAGGUUUCGGGGGCGUGGACGACGGCAAGCUGAGCACAAGGGACUUCCUCGGCGUCGGCAGGGGCUCGGCUAUGGCUCCGCCCGGGCUCCACAUCGGUGCACUGGACCCGGCCCAGAUGAAGUGAUCGAUCAGAGAAUGAACGACAAACAAAAUAAGAACAUGCAAGAAGUCAAUAAACAGAAGAGCAUGCACGUGCAUGCAAGGUAAGGUAGUGAUCAAGGGAGAGAUCGAGGAGUGUUAAGUACUUAAGUCUAUGAACUCAAGUGAACUUAAUCUAGUUUUGUUCAUGCAACUUAGUUAAUUUAUGUGUUCUUCAUGCGUUAAUGGGUAGCACUGUAGUCGAUCUAGCCAGGGCUGCGACUUGAUUUUGUUAUUCGUACAAUUUCGUAGUGUUUUCAUGUGCUUGAUUUUGCCUGGAGAUGGUCUCCCUUGAUGUCAA